Molecule: messenger RNA, 447 nt
Organism: Ostreococcus tauri
Lineage: Eukaryota; Viridiplantae; Chlorophyta; Mamiellophyceae; Mamiellales; Bathycoccaceae
Product: unnamed product
Exons: 1
Coding region: 1-447 (148 amino acids)
Source: RefSeq, a predicted model, not a curated record
AUGACGAUUCGACGUCAUCCACCUCACGCCCACGCUUCCGCUUCGCACCGCCGACGCGUCGCCGUUCGAGCGCUCGAGGACCCACCCGAGGUGGAGCAAUGGCAACUGUGGUUCGGUUUCAUCGCCGGUCUCUCCCCGUUCGCGAUCGCGGCGUACGAGUUCGGGAAGAGAGUGUUGAUUCAAAAGCGGUGCGCGCGAUGCGCGGGCGCGGGCUUGGUCGUCCUGGGCGACGACGGGCGAAAGGUCAAGUGUCCGGCGUGCGGUGGAUUCUUACCGUGGGAAUCGUGGGAGCGAUUCCUCACGAGUGAGGUCGGGAACGGUGGGGUGGUGCGAGCGCCGAAGGGACAGACGAGCGCGUUUUACAGCGUCGAGAAAGCCGUCGAGGCGAGCGAGCGCAUGGUUCGCGACGACGCGCGCGAGCGGGCGCGCGAGCGCGAGGACGCGUAG